Messenger RNA from Pterocles gutturalis (yellow-throated sandgrouse), 1653 nucleotides. RefSeq names its product epithelial splicing regulatory protein 1 (gene ESRP1). The record is from RefSeq and is a predicted model, not a curated record. The annotation marks the transcript as partial. Gene Ontology annotation, cellular component: ribonucleoprotein complex. Gene Ontology annotation, molecular function: RNA binding. Lineage: Eukaryota; Metazoa; Chordata; Aves; Pterocliformes; Pteroclidae. The transcript is spliced from 13 exons.
UUUAAUCAGUCCGUGAGCAACGAGCUGAACAUUGGUGUAGGUACUUCCUUCUGUUUCUGUACCGAUGGACAGUUGCACAUUAGGCAGGUUCUGCACCCUGAAGCUUCCAAAAAGAAUAUCUUACUGCCUGAAUGCUUCUACUCCUUUUUUGACUUGCGGAAAGAGUUCAAGAAGUGUUGCCCUGGCUCACCUGACGUUAGCAAACUCGAUGUUGUGACCAUGACAGAAUAUUUAAAUCUUGACAAGAGCAGUCCAGCGUUUCCGUAUGGAGCCUCUCAAGUUGAAGAUAUGGGCAAUGUUAUUUUAACACUAAUAUCUGAACCAUACAAUCACAGAUUUUCAGAUCCAGAAAGAGUGAACUACAAAUUUGAAAGUGGGCCUUGCAGCAAGAUGGAACUUGUGGAUGACAAUGCUGUUAUCCGAGCAAGAGGAUUGCCGUGGCAGUCAUCUGACCAGGACAUAGCAAGAUUCUUCAAAGGCCUGAAUAUUGCCAAGGGAGGUGCUGCGCUCUGUCUCAAUGCCCAAGGUAGGAGGAAUGGGGAGGCUCUUGUGAGGUUCGUAAGCGAAGAGCAUAGAGAUCUGGCACUACAAAGGCACAAGCAUCACAUGGGGAAUCGAUACAUUGAGGUAUACAAGGCAACAGGUGAAGACUUCCUUAAAAUCGCAGGAGGCACUUCCAAUGAGGUUGCACAGUUCUUGUCAAAAGAAAACCAAGUGAUUGUCAGGAUGCGAGGUCUUCCUUUCAACGUAACAACAGAAGAAGUGCUGACGUUCUUUGGCCAGCACUGCCCUGUAACAGGAGGAAAGGAGGGAGUCCUGUUUGUCACCUACCCUGACAGCAGGCCAACAGGGGAUGCCUUUGUGUUGUUUGCUUGUGAGGAAUAUGCACAAAAUGCACUGAAAAAGCAUAAGAACUUGCUGGGGAAAAGGUACAUUGAACUCUUCAGGAGCACUGCAGCAGAAGUUGCACAGGUGCUGAACAGGUACUCUUCCAUGCCUCUCAUUCCUCUCCCGACACCUCCUAUUCUGCCAGUAUUACCUCAACAAUUUGUGCCUCCCACUAAUGUCAGAGACUGCAUACGUUUGCGUGGUCUUCCCUAUGCUGCUACUAUAGAGGACAUCCUAGAGUUCCUGGGAGAGUUUUCUACAGAUAUUCGGACCCAUGGGGUUCAUAUGGUACUGAAUCACCAGGGACGUCCAUCGGGAGAUGCUUUUAUUCAGAUGAAAUCUGCAGACCGAGCUUUUCUGGCUGCGCAGAAGUGUCAUAAGAAGACUAUGAAGGACAGAUAUGUUGAAGUCUUUCAAUGUUCUGCUGAGGAGAUGAACUUUGUAUUAAUGGGGGGCACUUUAAAUCGAAAUGGCUUGUCCCCGCCACCAUGCCUUUCACCCCCUUCCUACUCCUUUCCGGCUCCUGCUGCAGUUGUGCCAACAGAAGCUGCUCUGUAUCAGCCAUCCAUGCUCCUGAACCCACGAACACUCCAGCCCUCCACAGCGUACUACCCUGCUGGGGCUCAGCUCUUCAUGAACUACACAGCAUACUACCCCAGUCAUGAGGUCUUGGCAAGAGCCAUGUUCCCUUAUGCAGCAGAGGAUGGACUUGUACACACAAAUGAUCCGGCCAGGACAGUGUCCAAAGAAUGGAUUUGCAUUUAA